AUAAGAGCAGCAUGGUACAAGAACAGCAUCUCUUAUUCCAGCCUAGCCAGGGAUUGAAUGGAAUUCUAGCAUUUUCUGGGAUUUAAAGAAGAUCGUGGGUGUGUUUAAUCACGCUCCCUGCGAAUUGCAAGCACUGCCCUGUUCCACGUGACUCAGGAGCCACUGCAGAGUGAUGACGCUGUUGGGUAGCCGGGUGCAGUUGCUGUAGUUUUCUUCCUUCUUCCGUGUUCUGCAACCACUAUUGUGAUUCUACAAAAUCAUUCAUUAUGUCUCAUCAGACUGGCAUCCAAGCUUCUACGGAAGUAAUGGAUAUAUUCUCAAGAGCCAGAAAUGGUGAAUAUCGGCUUUUGAAGAUAGUGAUUGAAAAUGAACAGCUUGCUGUGGGUUCAUUCAAAAAGGCUGCAAAGUCUUGGGACCAGGAGUAUGAUUCUUAUGUUCUUUCUAUGUUGGAAGACAUGGAACCUGCAUACAUUUUAUACAGACUAGACUCACAAAAUGCUCAGGGUUAUGAGUGGAUCUUUGUGGCCUGGUCACCAGACUUCUCCCCGGUUCGACAGAAAAUGUUAUAUGCAGCAACGCGGGCAACUGUGAAGAAGGAGUUUGGGGGCGGACAUAUCAAAGAUGAAAUAUUUGGCACUACAAAGGAUGAUGUGUCUCUUAUUGGAUAUAAAAAGUACCUGACAUCAGUGGCAGCUCCAUGUCCUCUGACUGCAGCUGAAGAGGAGUUAAGACAAAUCAAACUGAAUGAGGUGAAGACAGACAUUAGUGUGGACAGCAAACACCAGACUCUGCAAGGAGUUGCCUUUCCCAUGAACAGGGAGUCUGUUCAAGCUCUGGAACAACUGAGGGAUAACAAACUCAAUUAUGUCCAACUUGAGAUUGAUUUCCAAAAUGAAACCAUUGUUUUGGCAAGCACCGCCCCCACAGAGAUUAAGGAUUUGCCGAAAAGAAUUCCAAAAGACUCUGCUCGGUAUCACUUCUUCCUCUACAAGCACUCCCACGAAGGAGACUACUUAGAAUCCAUAGUCUUCAUUUAUUCGAUGCCUGGCUAUACAUGUAGUAUCCGGGAACGAAUGCUGUACUCCAGUUGCAAAAAUCCUUUAAUUGACAUGGUGGAAAAUCAAUUGGAAAUGGAAGUAGAGAAAAAGCUCGAGAUUGACGAUGGAGAUGAGCUGACGGCAGACUUUCUUUAUGAGGAGGUUCACCCCAAACAGCAUGCACACAAACAAACUUUUGCUAAACCAAAGGGUCCCACAGGCAAAAGAGGGAUACGGCGGCUCAUUAGAGCACCUGCAGAUGGUGAAUCUCCAACGGAUUAACUUCUCUUUCCUUCACUUUGAAUGAACACAUUCCAGAGGAGUUAUGCAAAUUCUGAUAUAUUUUAGCCCUGUAAGAACAGCCAUAGCCUUAAAAAAAGCAAUGGUUUUCUGGUGUAGUGGGCAAACACUAUUUCUGUAAUAUUACUUUAUAAAAUCAUUUUGUGUAUUGGGAAAUUUUCAAAGAAACACAUUGGAUUUAGUGUGGGACUGCACAAUUAUUUUUGUAAUUGUAUUAAUUGAAAACUGCCAGCUGAGGUGGGCUGGUGUCUUACAAAUACAAAAAUUAGGUUUUUGAAAAAUAAAAAUUACAAAAAUAUGAUUUCCAUAUGCACAAUCAUGAAAUGCUGCUAAAUGGCACACCAAGAUUCAUUUUACUAUAAUGGUAUUUUUAUAUGAUUAUCCACUACAAAAUUCAACCUUAUUUUAUUACACAAAAUGUGUGGUUUAUAAAACACUUGAUGAUUGAUUUUUUUAAAGCAUGUAUGCAAAUUUACUACCAGUAGUCCAUUUUAAAUUAUUGGUAGUCUGACCUGAAAUGGCUAGCUAUCCAAUAGUAUAGACCUUCAGCUGUCUUUUUUUUUUCUAAAUAUGUAAGCCAUAAUAAAUGUAUUUGAAAACAUCAGCUUUUAAUCAUGAAACUGAACUAAUUGGCCUGCAUACAUAAUAAAUUCAGUCAUUUUUCUUCACCUUUACGCGUUUCAGGCUUAUAAACUGGUAUGAAAUUAUUGCUGUGAAUGAUCUGCUGCACUAGACCCCAAUUUAUCAAAUCUAUUUGUACUCUGAUGCCAUUCCCAAUUCUGUCUUCCAUUCUAUCAGAGGAGCAAAUUGUAAACUGGAGUGAAUAGGAUUAAUAAAUAGGAGCCUGUGGGUCAUUCACAAAACUUUAAGUUAUGAGUUAUAUAAGGAAGGCCACUCCACUCCAGGUUGAACAGGCAAAAUUAUAUAAUGACUGGAUGAGGGUUAAUUGGUUCAAUUAAACAGUUUAGAACAUGAUUGGAACACAGACUGGGAGUGGACGGAACAAUUUUGACCACCCCUGGUAGAAUGGAAACCUUUACCCUUUGACCAAAUUAACCUAUGUGUUAUCCUUUCUAUUUAUAGUUGUUUACUUUUGUGCUGUUUGCUACUUUGUCAUAAUGUUGCGCUACACAGAGAUGCACAUGAUGGCACUUCAGAAGGCAUUCAAUGCAAAGCAACAUUUGUCUACAACAAGGAAAGGGAUGCUAUGGUUGAAACCUUGGGCCCCAUCAACAUAAUUUUAAGGGCUUUAUUCAGGGACCCUAGUCAUUUGAAGGGAUAUUAUAUUUAUGUUUUUGCAUUUACAAAAAAAUAAAUGUUUUAUUACAUACAUUUAAAAUAAUAAUCACAGUUGUAACAAUGUCCUUCAAACACAUGUGAUAGCGGAGUUUUUUAUUUUUUCUCUACCCAUGAUCAAUGUUUCAUAGUAAAGUGGUGUCAAUGAUCAAUGUAAGUGGUA
Molecule: messenger RNA, 2796 nt
Organism: Acipenser ruthenus (sterlet)
Lineage: Eukaryota; Metazoa; Chordata; Actinopteri; Acipenseriformes; Acipenseridae
Product: twinfilin-1-like
Exons: 10
Coding region: 267-1319 (350 amino acids)
Biological process (GO): positive regulation of neuron projection development; regulation of lamellipodium assembly; actin filament depolymerization
Cellular component (GO): myofibril; cytoplasm; actin filament
Molecular function (GO): actin monomer binding; actin filament binding
Source: RefSeq, a predicted model, not a curated record